AUGAAUGGUGUCACAGAAAGACUGCUCGUCUUGAGCGUCCCAAUUUUAGUCAGCCUCUUCUUCAUCACAAAUGGACGAACAAUAAAGAGGACAGGCGAUAACUCCAACUGGUGCUGUGAGAUAGAACCAGAGAGCACGUCAUCCAAUUUUACCUCGAUAGAAAUACAACAGUUUACAAAGAUAAUAUGGGAGGAGGUAGAUGUUCCUCUUCAUCAUUGUGCAGACGGUGAAGAGUCGACUGUUGGACCUAUUGGGGUGUUCUGCCAGGGCACAAGGAACGUUUCCAGGAUGGUGGUUACAUACAAACAAGUACCGGUGGUGAAGCCUAUUGUACAACAGGGUGUGUGUCCAACGGAACACCUCGUGUGCUGUGACGGAUACGUCAAACAUCAGGACCAGUGCCUUAAAUCCUCUUCCAUUGAUUCACUGCAAGCCCUCAUCGACGCAGGAUUAAUUGGAUAA
Ylistrum balloti is the source of this 462-nucleotide messenger RNA. RefSeq lists its product as uncharacterized. Lineage: Eukaryota; Metazoa; Mollusca; Bivalvia; Pectinida; Pectinidae. Bases 1 to 462 code for a protein of 153 amino acids. The transcript is spliced from 4 exons. The record is from RefSeq and is a predicted model, not a curated record.